AUGGGUGACCAUCUUCCAUAUGCCGCCGAUGCGGAAUCCCCGCUAAAACCCGCCGAACUCCAAGUCCUGCGCUCGCAAUACGAAAAAGAAGGCGAGUACGUCUCUCUGCAGACAAAAUUCAACUUUGCCUGGGGCCUUAUCAAAUCCAACCAACGACAAGAACAACAAGAAGGCGUGCGCCUGCUCACCGAAAUCUUCCGCUCCUCGCCCGACCGCCGUCGCGAAUGUCUCUACUACCUUGCUCUCGGAAACUACAAACUCGGCUCAUAUGCAGAGGCUCGUCGCUACAAUGAGUUGCUCGUUGAUCUGGAGCCCCACAAUCUGCAGGCUCAGAGCUUGAGGCAGCUGAUUGACGACAAGGUUGCCAAGGAGGGCCUGAUGGGUGUUGCUAUCGUCGGUGGUCUGGCCGUGGCUGCUGGUGUUGUUGGCGGCCUGAUCUUUAAGGGUGCGAGGAGCUCGAGGAGAUAG
Aureobasidium namibiae CBS 147.97 is the source of this 468-nucleotide messenger RNA. RefSeq names its product mitochondrial fission 1 protein. Gene Ontology annotation, cellular component: peroxisomal membrane; mitochondrial outer membrane. Gene Ontology annotation, molecular function: protein binding. Lineage: Eukaryota; Fungi; Ascomycota; Dothideomycetes; Dothideales; Saccotheciaceae. The transcript is spliced from 3 exons. The record is from RefSeq and is a predicted model, not a curated record. The coding region runs from base 1 to 468 and encodes 155 amino acids. Gene Ontology annotation, biological process: mitochondrial fission; autophagy of mitochondrion; peroxisome fission.